Solanum verrucosum is the source of this 1217-nucleotide messenger RNA. RefSeq names its product sphingolipid delta(4)-desaturase DES1-like. Gene Ontology annotation, cellular component: membrane. NCBI's taxonomy places the organism in Eukaryota, Viridiplantae, Streptophyta, Magnoliopsida, Solanales, Solanaceae. Bases 111 to 1109 code for a protein of 332 amino acids. The record is from RefSeq and is a predicted model, not a curated record. Gene Ontology annotation, molecular function: sphingolipid delta-4 desaturase activity. The transcript is spliced from 2 exons. Gene Ontology annotation, biological process: ceramide biosynthetic process.
AGCUUAUUCAAGCUGUACAAGAACAGAAACCAAGAUAACAUCACACACAAAAAAACAAAAACAAAAAACAGAAAGACAAAGACAGAGAGAGAGAAAACAGAAAAGCAGAAAUGGGAUUUGAAGGGGAAAAGAGAGAAGAGGAAGAAGGUGUAAGAAUGGCUAAUGAUUUCUUUUGGUCAUAUACAGAUGAACCUCAUGCUUCUCGUAGAAGACAGAUCCUCUCUCAGUACCCUCAAAUCAAACACCUUUUUGGUCCUGACCCUUUUGCUUUUCUCAAGAUAUCCGGAGUUGUUUUGCUUCAGCUUUGGACAGCUACCUUCCUCCAUGAUGCAACCUGGUUCAAGAUAUUGAUAGUCGCGUACUUCUUUGGCUCUUUUCUGAACCAUAAUCUCUUCCUGGCAAUUCAUGAACUAAGUCACAACCUAGCUUUCUCUACUCCAACCUACAAUCGUUGGCUUGGAAUUUUUGCCAACCUUCCCAUUGGUGUACCCAUGUCUGUCACCUUCCAAAAGUAUCACCUUGAGCACCAUCGCUUCCAAGGAGUUGAUGGAAUUGAUAUGGACAUCCCGAGCCAAACUGAAGCCCAUGUAGUGAAAAAUGUUCUUGCAAAAUCUAUAUGGGUCAUUCUUCAACUUUUCUUUUACGCAUUCAGGCCUCUUUUUCUAAAACCUAAACCACCUGGUGUGUGGGAGUUCAUUAAUUUUACUAUCCAGCUAUACCUUGAUGGAGCUAUGGUUUACUUCUGGGGCUGGAAAUCGCUAGCUUAUCUUAUCCUAUCCACGUUUGUUGGGGGCGGGAUGCAUCCAAUGGCUGGUCACUUCAUCUCCGAGCAUUAUGUCUUCAAGCCUGAGCAAGAGACAUACUCCUAUUACGGACCCCUUAACCUCAUGACUUGGAGCGUAGGAUACCACAAUGAGCACCAUGAUUUUCCAAGAAUUCCCGGAAGCAAGCUCUACAAGGUGAAGGAGAUUGCACCAGAAUAUUACGAAAACUUAGAUGCUUACAAAUCUUGGAGCCAGGUAAUCUACAUGUACAUAAUGGAUCGAACAGUUGGACCUUUCAGCAGAAUGAAGAGAAAGUUGUCUACGAAAGCAAACAAGUCCGAAUAGGUGCAGUAAUAGUCCUCUCUAUUCUUUGUUAAUUCUUUCAGUGUUACUAUGUGAUGUUUCUUAUUGAUUAUGACUCUUGGUUCUUUUGUAACAAUGUAAUAGAGUUCU